GAAAUUUUCUUCAAUUGGCUGGUUAUCUCCAUCGUUGCGCGUCCGGCGACCUCAGUGCAUGAUCGCGGUGAGCUGGUGUGGAGCCGAUCCGGCGAGUAGGGAUGGCGUUGGCCGUUGACAGCGACGGGAGCGGGAGGGGAUUCGGCGGAGGAGAGAUACACGUGGUGGAGAUGGCGGCGGAGUCAUCUUCGGCCGUCGAUGAGGUCUCCCCCCUCCUGGCGGCGGACGGCUCUGGAGAUGAGCGACCAAGGAUGACCAUAUUCUCCGUCUCCUAUCCCAGGAAGAAACCCGCCAAGGAAUCGGCAUAUAGCUCGACGGAUACAGAAAUUAAUUUUCUUGUUCAGAUUGUCUCAUGGAUUUGGAGUGGCUCUAGGCAUUCUGGGAUUCUCUGCGUGUGUUCUUCUUCGAUUAUCUAUAGCAUUAUCGAAGUGUUGCUAGACAUUUUUCCAGAUAGAUCAUCUCCAGUAUAUCAGACUCUAUUUACUAGAUGUUCAAUCCUUUUCAUUGUUUCACUUCUAUGGUUGAGAAGGACUGGUCAUCCUCUUUGCAUUCCAACACAUGCAAAGACUAUACUACUGCUGAGAUCACUCACUGGGUCUGUUUCAUUGUUGAGCUUCAUCUAUAGUGUCCAAAAUCUACCUGUGUCCUAUGCAGUUAUGUUGAAUUUUGCAACCCCGAUCAUGGCAUCACUUGGAGCAAUAAUCAUCUUACGGGAGAAAUUGCCUCUUCCUUACAUUGGAGGUUUAGUUUGCAGUUUUCUUGGUCUAUUCUUGAUUUUUCAACCUGUGCUUCUUAUGGGAGGUGACAGUGUCACCAAUGGAGAAAAGCAUGCCUUGUUUGCUAUUUUAAUUGGUAUAUUUUCAACAAUUCUGGGUGGAGUUAGCUACUGUCUUGUACGUGCUGGUGCAAAGGCAACGGAUCAACCCAUGUACACAGUUCUUUCAUUUGCAAUACUUGCUCUUCCUCUCUCAGCCAUACUCAUUUUGGUAAAUCAGGAAUUUGUUGUACCCGACCUAUUCACUUUUCUCCUGGCAAUCACGCUUGGUGUCUUGGCAUUUCUUGCAGAGGUGCUUCUAGCUCGUGGACUUCACCUAGACAAAAUAGCUAAAACUACAAACGUUCUUUACUUAAAGGUGCUUUUAUCGCAAAUGUGGAGCCUGAUUUUCAAGGGGGCCUCUCCAACUUUAAACAAACUCAUUGGAUGUUUGCUCAUUUUGGCUUCCAUCUGCGGCACUUCCUAUAUUGCUCUGGAAAAGGAAAAUGAUUGAUUCAGGUUGCAUCAGUUGGAAACACCACUUAUUCAUCCAUUCUUUCAAUAAUGUAGUGUUUGAAAUUUGUAAUUGCCUUCUUGAAUUCGAAGGAAGUCGAAGAGUGAUUCCUAUGCUUACA
Zingiber officinale is the source of this 1389-nucleotide messenger RNA. RefSeq lists its product as uncharacterized. NCBI's taxonomy places the organism in Eukaryota, Viridiplantae, Streptophyta, Magnoliopsida, Zingiberales, Zingiberaceae. The coding region runs from base 102 to 1268 and encodes 388 amino acids. Gene Ontology annotation, cellular component: membrane. The transcript is spliced from 10 exons. The record is from RefSeq and is a predicted model, not a curated record.